AAAUCAUGUUUGAUUCUCGUUUCUUCAAUUUCAGCAAAGUGUGCACUGAAUGAGGAGUUCAGAGAAUGUGGAACGGCGUGUCCUGCGAAUUGUGAUCAGAUGGGACCGAUACCUUGUACGAGGCAAUGUGUACGAGGUUGCUUUUGCAAGAAGGGUUAUGUACUCAAUCGGAAAGGUGGAGUGUGUGUCCGUGACACCGAGUGCAAACGUAAGUGGAUCAUUUUCGGGUUCUGCUUAUUCGAUUGA
Anisakis simplex (herring worm) is the source of this 246-nucleotide messenger RNA. Lineage: Eukaryota; Metazoa; Nematoda; Chromadorea; Rhabditida; Anisakidae. The record is from the annotation of a GenBank genome assembly.